Molecule: messenger RNA, 810 nt
Organism: Parascedosporium putredinis
Lineage: Eukaryota; Fungi; Ascomycota; Sordariomycetes; Microascales; Microascaceae
Source: the annotation of a GenBank genome assembly
AUGGGGUCAACACAGUUUGGAAAUUUUGAGGUACAAAUUUUGUCGCGAUUCGACGUUACCAGUCUGCAAUUUGCUAUCCGAGAGUCACAAUCAGACCGGGCCAUGGGACACCGCCGAUACAUCUACCUUCUCCUGCGAACCAGUCGAAGGAAGGCUGCUGUCGGCAGAGUGGAGAUCCAAUUGUUCUUGGUCGGCUAUAUCCUAAUUUCUAUUUGCGAGAUCUUCUCCGUCGGCGAAUUCCCGCUGAGCGGCAAAGUUCGAGUGGCCUUUUCCGCAAUCCAUAUCGGGUUAAUCGCUGCGACAACAUGGAUCCUCAUGCUCAACGCCGUUGUUGGUUACCAACUAAUCGAUGACGGAACUCCUCUAUCGCUAGCGCUAAUGGUUAGCUCCGCCGCGGUCUUGCUGAUUGGCACGGGCUAUAUUGCCCUCGACACUGGACUCCAAUUCACUGGUUUCUGGGAGGAGAGCUGGACAGCCCCGAACCGAAACAUUGCUCUUUACGUCCUCUAUCAAUUGGCGCCACUUGUCUUCCUCGUCGCCUUCUACAUCCUGGAGGCUAUCCUCGUUCUCCGGAUCCUUGGUGAGAAGGCGCCAAUGCUUUAUCUAACCGGGGCCGCUAUAUUGUUCGCCGGAGGCCAAGUCAUCAACUAUGUUGCCAGCCCCCACAUCUGCAACGGCACCAACGGCAAGAUCGACGGAGCGAUGUUCGAGACUCUGUUGACGCUCUUAUCCGUCACGCUAGUCUGGAUCUUCUGGUCAUCCAUCACCGAAGACGACUGGCAUAACCCAGUCGGCCCUACCUACCCCUAA